Messenger RNA from Micromonas pusilla CCMP1545, 3509 nucleotides. RefSeq lists its product as uncharacterized. The transcript is spliced from 9 exons. Gene Ontology annotation, biological process: biotin biosynthetic process. The record is from RefSeq and is a predicted model, not a curated record. The coding region runs from base 41 to 2380 and encodes 779 amino acids. Lineage: Eukaryota; Viridiplantae; Chlorophyta; Mamiellophyceae; Mamiellales; Mamiellaceae. Gene Ontology annotation, molecular function: hydrolase activity; transferase activity; pyridoxal phosphate binding.
CUCGCGCGCGCGGCGUCCGCCGUCGUCGUCGCCCGCCGCGAUGACGUCUCCUCCUCCUCCUCCUCGCGGAGGCGGCGUCGUCGCGACGUGGGACGCGUGGACGCGAUCGACGCUGUCCGCCCUGGACGCGUCGCGGCUGACGCGGUCCCUGCGGCCGGUCGCGCCGUUCGACGCCGAAGCCGAAUCGAUCGAAUCGACGACGACGACGCGCGCGGGUCCCUCCUACUCGUCCGCGUCCUCCUCCUCCUCUCCGAUGACCGUGCGCGUGUCCCCGGAGACGAUGCGCCGGUGGCUCUGCGGCGAGCACGACCUCGGGGAAUCGCACGACGGAGGAGGAGGAGGAGGAGGAGGACGCGGCGGCGACGACGACGCGUCGGGGAGGCGUGAAGAUCAUUGGCGCUCCCUGCGGCUCUUCUCUUCGAACGACUACCUCGGCCUGUCGUCGCACCCGGCGGUGCGAGCCGCGGCGUCCGACGCGUCGCUGCGGCACGGAUGCGGGCCGCGGUCGUCGCCUCUCGUGGCGGGGUACACGCGCGAGCACCGCGAGUUGGAGACGGCGCUGGCGGCGUUGAAAAAGACGGAGGAGUGCGCGCUGUUUCCGUCGGGGUACGCGGCGAACUGCGGCGUCUUACAGACGCUCGCGGACGGCGCCGACGUCACGAUAUUCAGCGACGCCCUCAACCACGCGUCCAUCGUGGACGGGUGCCGACUCGCGUCGAGGACGUCGGGGGCGAAGGUCGUGACGUACGCGCACUGCGACGUGGACGACUUGGAGCGAAAGAUGAAUGAGACGACGCGCUGCGACGGAGGAGGAGGCGGUCACAGAGGUGGGGGGAGGAGGGGGGGUCGUCGGAACGUCGUCGUCACGGAUUCCAUCUUCAGCAUGGACGGCGACUUCGCGCCCAUACGGGCGUUGGUAGCGUUAAAAACGCGUCAUCCUGGGACGUUACUGAUCGUCGACGAAGCGCACGCGACGCUCGUGUGCGGUGCCACCGGCGGCGGCGCCGUGGAAGCGUGCGGGGUGGACGAGAUGAACGGCCUCGGGGCGGGCGUGGACGUCCACGUCGGGACGCUCUCGAAGGCGUUCGGCUCGCACGGCGGAUUCGUCGCGUGUCGUCGGGACGUGAAGCGUCUUCUCGUGAGCCGCGCGCGGUCGCAGGUGUACAGCACGGCGCUUCCGGCGCCGUGCGUCGCGGCCGCGAGCGCGGCGCUUCGAGUGGGAGCGGGAGAGGGCGAGGGCGACGCGCUGCGACGGAAGCUGUGGCGGCACCUGUUGCGCGCGGGCAUACACGCGCCGGCGAUACGACCGCCGACGGUGCCGCGCGGGAGCAGCCGCGUGCGCGUGACGUUGAGCGCGGCGCACAGCGACGAGGACGUCGCCGCGCUCGUCGCGGCGUUGAGAGCCGCGGGCGCGGGAGGAAGAGGCGCCUCCGCGGCUGGCAUGCGCCGAGCGAUCGCGCGUCCUUCCUCCGCGUUCGCCCUCGCCGUCCUCCGCGCGUCGUCGUCGUCGUCGUCGUCGACCGCGUCCGCGUCUUCGCCCGCGUCCGCCGCGCGCUUCGCCCCCGCGCCCUUCCGCCGCGGCUCGCAUUCCGCCCCGAACGGAGACUCUCAUCGGAGGGGCGCGCAGCCGGUCGGAUCGCUUCGUCGCCUUCGCGGACUCCGCGCGUCGGCUUCUUCUUCUUCUUCUUCUUCCUCGUCCGCGUCGUCCGGCGGCCCUCUGUACGUGGACGAGCGCGGCGACGCCUCGAGCGACAGCGUCAUGGCGGACGACCUCGACUCCUCGCGGUCGAGGGUGACGGGCGAAGAGAUCAUUCACAAGACGCCGUGGAUGCAGUUCAAACACCUCACGUACGUCGACCCCACGGGGAAAGAGCGCGCGUGGGACAUGGUCGCGCGGUCGACGCGCGCGCCCGGCGCGCGCGCGGACGCGGUCUGCGUCUUCGCGACGCUGCGGAAGAAGGGGGAGGAGGACACGACCUUACUGGUGCGGCAGUUUCGGCCGCCGCUGAACGGCGAGACGAUCGAGCUUCCCGCGGGGUUGAUCGACGGCGACGAAGCCCCGGAAACGGCCGCGCUGAGGGAGUUAAAAGAAGAGACUGGGUACGUCGGCGUCGUCACGCCCGGCGGCGCGUCCACGCCCGCGCUGCCGCUGUCGCCGGGGCUCACGGACGAGACCGUGUGCGUCGUUCGGUGCGUCGUGGAUUUAGACGCCCCGGAGAAUUUGACCCCGAAGCAGGAGCUUGAAGGGAGCGAGUUCAUCACCGUGCUGCGGGUCCCGGUGAAGGGGCUGAGGAAGAGCCUGGACGCGUUCGCGGACCGCGGGUAUCACGUCUUCGCGGGGUUGCACAUGAUGGCGUGCGGGAUGGAGAUGGCGGACUGAGCGACGCGAGGGGGGUACUGUAUCGUUCUCGGAUGAAAAAAACUUUUUUAACGGAGGCGCCGCCGUCGCGAUCGUCGGUUGUUAUGUACACGUACUGUAUACUGGCAGAGAAACCCACCACGCGAGCGCUCACCACGCGGCGUCAGUCUACGCCGUCGAAGAGCCCGCCGCACGGCUGUGACUCCGUCCUCGACAGGAGCUGCGAGACCUCCGCCUCGCCCGCGUACCCGCUGUCGUCGCUCUCGCCGCCCUCCUCCUCCUCGUGACUGGUUCCCAUACGACCGCGUUCGCGUGGUGAACGCCGUUCCUUAAGGACUUCGUCGUCCUCCUCCUCCUCCUCCUCCUCCUCCUCGCCUCGUCGAUCGUCGGAGACGGAGUCGCUCGGCGGCGGCGGCUGCGAGUAGCACUCGCACGCGUCCUCGUCCAAGGGGUCCGCGUCGUCGUCGCCGGCGACCGGCCGCUCGCCGAGGCUCGGCGUGGACUCUAAGACGCGUUCGGUGGACUCGAACGCGAACGCCUCGUCGUCGUCGUCGUCGUCGUCAAACGGCGACGGCUGCGACGCGUACUCCGCGAUCAUCUCUAACGCAUCCUUCGCGGCCGUUACUCUUAUUUUCUUCUUGUUUUCGUCCUCGUCGUCGUCGUCGCGACCUUUCAACGCGAGGAGCGCGAGGUCGUUCACCUCGAGCGAGCCGGGGAGGGAGAGCCCGCCGCCGGCGCCGGCGGGGAGAAGAAGCGCGGGGAGCGCCGACGAGGUCGGGGGCUCGAAACGCUCGUCCCUCGACCGUUUCGUCCCCCUCGCGUGGUCCGCCUCCGCGAACGCCUCCCCGUCGUCAUUCACGCCCUCAUCGUCGCCGUCGCCGCCGCCGCCGCGCGCGCGCUCCUCGCGAGGAGGCGCCGAGGUGUCCUCCCCGUCUCUUUCGCCUCUGAUAAGCGUCAUCGCUCGCCGCAGCGCCGGCGGCGUCGGCGUCGGCGUCGAGACGACGCUCGCGCCUCGCGCGGCGGCGGCGACGCACGCGUCGCACCGCGCCGCGAGCGCGUCCUCCGCGACCGCGGCGUCUUCCUUCGCCUCCUUCGCGCGCGUCACGAUAUCGCGCAGCAGCAGCUCUGAUGAGCGGCGGCGCGGCCUCCC